AUCGACACGUAUUAGGAGCAACAUCCUCCAGCACGUUUCCUCCCUGUGAUGCUGCUGUUCGCUGCGCGCACAUCAGUAAAUGAAUCACGUAGCACUAGAACAGCCCUUCUUCAUGCGAUCUUGCCAGACCCUAUCGGAGAAACCCCCCUCAAGGCAAAGAUCUGUCACUGCUCACUCAUUCGCUGGAAGACGAUCAGAAAGUAUGUUAAAUGCGCCCAGAAACACACGGGAGUGCGUUGCGAGGGCUUCGAGAGGCUUCCGGUCAGAUCGGCUCAACACAGUGAGGGGAGCAGGUUUCAACAGUUGACGCGGAGAGGAGAGAAACCUGUGAGCUCAGGAGAAGCGAUUAAUUUUGAUUAUCUGAAAUCUUCCAGCACCUCUGUGUGGCUCAUUUUUUCCUCCCUCUCGUUUUACGGGUCAGUGCUGAAGGGAAUUGUCUGGAAUGAAGGAUGGAAGAGCACCGGGUCCAAUUGGACUGGAUUAUGGGAUUACUGGACUGAUUAUAGGACAAUCAUCGGGCAAAAGUCGCAGACGCUCUUGAGCACAAAAGGUUGGAACUGGAGUAUUUCUCCGCUCUGCAUCCUGCUUGUUUUAUUUUAUUCCACUUUGUGAGCAGACUGUGUAUGGGCGACGCGGACCAAACGCGUAUGUGCAACAGUGUGCCGCACAGGAGAAAGGGGGAAAGUAACAUGCGAUGUGAAUGGCAAAUGCUGCAUUUUGAAUGGCCAUGUCAGUGUUUCGCCGUAGCCUAGGUGUAGAUGUCGCAUGAGGGCAAUGCGCUUUUGCGAGCCGCGCUCUAACCUUCAACCACGAGAUUUAAACGCUUUAACCUUGGAUGCGGUUGGGAAUAUGAAUACUUUAUAGUCAUCGAUUAUUCAUCAAGUCCCCCUACACACACACGCACACACACGCACACGCACACAUUACGUUUCGGGAGGAAAAAAAAAAAGAAAACAAAGAGAAACAAAGCAUCUCUGUUGUAGAGGUGCCGAAUUUGAUAUUUAAUUCAUACAUCAGGUGUCGUCGAGCGGUCAUCUUUGUUUACAGAAAGAGUUCAUCCCAGCUACACCGCAUCCAGAAAAAGGUCAAGAUCCAAAUUAAAAAAGGGAGAGCACGGUUCAGAGAUCGGUUUAAUACCUAAUUAGUGUGAGAUCAGCGUGAAACCCGUACCCGGUGCGGGUUAGAGCACUAGGUUUUUCCCUUUUUUUCCCUCCUAAUCAACAGGUUGAAAGUCAACCAGUUUUUUUUUUUUGUUAGUUUUUUGUUUUUUUGUUUGUUUGUUUUUCCAGUCUACCACUGCUGCAUAUCCACUUAGAAGGGAUGCGUCUCUCUGCACCCGUUUUCCUUUUGCUGUGGGUGAAAGCCCUCACGUUAAAAAACCUCAAUUAUUCUGUCCCGGAGGAGCAGGGACCUGGAACUGUUAUAGGCAAUAUAGCAAAAGACGGCGGAUAUGGGACUGUAGAGAGAGGGAAGAAAUCCAACUUCAGGGUGCUGGAGAAUUCAGCCCCGCAUCUGGUGGAUGUUGACCCCGAGAGUGGACUAAUCUUCACCAAACAAAGGAUUGACAGAGAGACGCUAUGUAGGCGCAACCCCAAGUGCCAGCUCUCUAUGGAGGUGUUCGCCAAUGACAAGGAAAUUUGCAUGAUCAAGAUUGAUAUACAGGACAUCAACGACAACUCCCCCAGUUUCCCUUCAGAUCAUGUGAAUAUUGAUAUCUCCGAGAAUGCAGCUGCUGGGACACGCUUCCCCCUCACUAUUGCACAUGACUCAGAUUCUGGGGAAAAUGGGAUAAAGACCUAUCAGGUUACAAGAGAUGACUACAAUACCUUUUCUUUGGACUUAAAAGUGAGGGGUGAUGGGACUAUAUACCCAGAACUGGUGGUUCAGAGACCCCUUGAUAGGGAGGAUCAGAGUCAUCACACUCUUCUUCUUACUGCAAUUGAUGGUGGGGAGUAUCCGAGAUCGGGCUCCAUGCAAAUCAACGUCAGAGUGACUGAUUCAAAUGACAAUAGCCCUGUUUUUGAAAAAUCUUCCUAUGUGCUAGAGAUUCUUGAGAAUUCUCCCCCUGGAAAAAUACUUAUAGAUCUGAAUGCCACUGACCAGGAUGAGUUAAGCAACGGGCAGGUGGUCUAUUCCUUCACUGGAUAUGCAUCUGAGCGAAUACAAGAUUUGUUCUCAAUAGACCCAAACACUGGCGUCAUUAAGGUCCAGGGAGAGAUUGACUUUGAGGAGAAUCCAAUCAUAGAGUUUGAUGUGCAGGCAAAGGAUCUGGGGCCCAAUCCGAUACCAGGACAUUGUAAAAUUACUGUGAAAGUACUUGACAAAAAUGAUAACCUGCCAAUAAUAAGUUUUGUCUCUGUUCGGCAGGGAGCAAUCAGUGAAGCAGCUCCUCCAGAGUCUGUCAUAGCACUGGUCAGAGUGACUGAUAAAGACUCAGGGCGUAAUGGCCAGCUCCAGUGCCGGGUUCUGGGAAAUGUCCCCUUCAGACUUCAGGAAAACAAUGAUAAUUUCUACACUCUGCUUACAGACAGACCUCUGGACAGAGAAACGAAAGAUGAAUAUAAUGUCACAAUUGUUGCAAGAGACAAUGGGAACCCAUCUUUGAACAACACCAGGUCCUUCACUGUGAAAAUCUUAGACGAGAACGACAAUGCGCCGCGCUUCACAAAGACACUCUACGUACUGCAGGUGCCUGAGAACAACAUCCCGGGAGAGUACUUGGGCUCCGUCGUGGCACAUGAUCCAGAUGUAGGUCGUAAUGGAACUGUUUCAUACUCCAUACUGCCAUCCCACAUUGGAGAUGUAUCUGUCUACACAUACGUGUCUGUUAAUCCCACAAACGGAGCAAUCUACGCUUCUCGCUCCUUCAACUAUGAGCAGACAAAAUCCUUUGAGUUCAAGGUUCAAGCAAAAGAUAGUGGCUCUCCUCACAUGGAGAGCACUUCUACAGUCAGGGUCAAUGUCCUUGAUGUGAAUGACAAUCUUCCAGUUAUUAUUUUACCCCUGCUGCUGAAUGAUACGGCUGAGAUCCCAGUACCUAGAAACGUGGGAAUUGGGUACAUUAUUGCUACAGUAAAAGCAGUGGACCAUGACCAUGGAGAAAGUGGGCACUUAACCUAUGAGAUCACAGAGGGAAACGAUGACCACCUGUUUGAGAUAGACCCAGUGGGAGGAGAGGUCAGAACUGCCCAUGCUCUCUGGGAGGAGAUUGCCCCAGUGGUUGAGCUGGUGGUGAGAGUAACUGACCAUGGCAAACCCCCCUUAUCUGCUGUGGCUAAGCUGAUCAUUAAGGCAAAUACAGAAACAACGACAGGAGGGGGUUCCAGCGCGAGUGGGGAACAGCAGCACUGGGACGUGUCCCUGCCCCUCAUAGUUACCCUCUGCAUUAUCUCUGUCAUGCUCCUGGCCGUCAUGACUGCCAUCGCUGUCAAGUCCAAGCAUCAAGAUAAGGAUGCUGGGAAUUAUAACUGCCGCAUGGCUGAGUACUCCAAUCCUCCGGUGGGGAAGGGAAAAAAGAAAAGGAUCAACAAGAGUGACAUCAUGUUGGUGCAGAGUGAGAUGGAGGAGAGGGAUUCUGCGAGCCGGAUGAAUGUUGUCAGCAGCCCAUCCCUGAUCACUUCACCCAUAUGCUUCGACUACCAGAGCCCGCUGCCGCUCACACUGCCCAGGUCAGAGGUCAUGUACCUGAAAACUACCCCAAACAGCCUGACUGUGCCCAGGUCGGGGUGCCACUCCAGCUUUGCUGGGCUGAACACAGAAACUCAAGCGAACAGGAUGUCAGUGAUACAGACUGAAAAUUUCUCAUCAGAGCCCAAUUAUUCUGGCAGCAGGCAGCCAUUUGUUCAAAGCUCAACAUUUAAGGAUGCAGAACGAGCAAGUCUCAGAGACAGUGGCCAUGGUGAUAGUGACCAGGCUGAUAGUGACCAGGAUACUAAUAAAGGCUCACACUGCGACACAUCUGCCAGGGAGGCCCUCAAGAUGAAAGCGGCAGCAGUUAAUGGCCAGCCUUUUGAGAAGGAGCAAGACAAAUCAGUCCACUGCACCGAUGAAUGUCGUGCACUGGGACACUCUGACAGAUGCUGGAUGCCAAAGUUACGGGUAGGAAGCCAAGCAGACAGCGCAGAUAAUCGCACCAACCUUUUCAUCCCUGUGGGAAUGGAUGCCAUGGUAGAGACAGAGAUUUAUGGCACCAUCAGCUGCAGCAGCAGAAAAACCCUCACCACAUUUGGAAAAGAACAGCGGGACAGUACAAUCCUCGUGGCCAAUGUUAAACCUUACUUAAAAUCGCAGCGUGCGCUAAGCCCACCACUCCAAGAGAGUCCAUCUGCGUCCAGCAGCCCCACCAAGAGCGGCGCGCCUCCGAACUUGGCCAGCCGAGAGCCCAACGAAGAGAGGGACGGGGGAUCAGACAGCAGUGCCUAUGGCCCUCCAGAUGGCCAGUGCUCCCCGCUGCACACUGAGCUGGAGGAGCCCUCCUACCUGACCUGUGAGCUCAGGCCUAAGUCCCUGUCAAGCUGUCUCAUUCACAGCUCUGUCAUCAGUCAAGAGUGUGGGGGGUCGGAUUGUGCUCCCGACCAGAGGGAUUCUGGCAACUGACAGGUGAGGUGACGGCACUCUCCAGCUCCCUCUCACCUGCCAGGGGUGUGAUGAUGAUGAUGAUGAUGAUACCCCGAAUCGAUGACCAGGAGUUGAUUUAUUUUGACCCACAGAGAUGUUCAGACGCAUUGUAUAACCAAAAACCAUCUGCUUUUUAUGUUUUAUGUUCUGUUUGUUUAUUUCUUUUUUUUUUUAACUUUUUUAGUUUGUGACUUGUUGUGUUUAGGUGAAAUAUGUGUCAUUGACUGGUGUGAAAGUUUUGGGUGGGAUAUUGGGGUGGUGGGGAUCAGUGCUUACCUAACUUCAAACGUUUUCAUGGUGUACUGUACAUGUCAAUUUAGAUGUCUGUAUUUUACACAUUUCCAGCUCCGAUUUUGUGAGGAUAUUGAACAAACUGCUACUGUUACGCUACGAGUCCUGUCUGCUUUUGUACAGUGAAGCUUUCUGUCUCCAUUUAGUGUAUAAGGACCAUUACUUUGAAAAUCACAAAGGAGCCGAAAUACAUAUCAAGUGACGUUACAUUCAAAAAAAGUGAAGUGUCUUAUGAACUGUUAAUGGUGGUGCAACAGGGAAUGUCCCUUUUCAUAAAACCAUUUAAAGUUCCUAUAAAAAACAAACAUUUUUUUAAGAAUGUAUUUGUAAUUUUAUUGUCGUCCUCUGCAGUUUAUGUGGAAAUAAGCUGUGCUUUAUGUGGGCUACUGUACUCGUUGUGUACUUUAUUAAAUUUGUAUACACUGUGCGAAUGAAGGGCAGUAUUUUUUUUUUGACUGGCACAACUUCUGAAGCUGUUGUGGUUUAUGUGGAAGAACUGGAUUUUUGUCUUUUAAAUGUUCUUUUGUGUGUUCAUGACAGAUAGCACUAGUGACACUGCAACAGGCAUGGGCCAGUUACCCAGAAGAAAAAAGAACGCCACUUACCAUUCUUACGGUGUAAGAAUGGUACACGGUCUCUUAACUAAGAGACCGUGAAAAGAAAGUGCCACAUAGAGCAAAAUGUCAACUUUGUGUUCCUCCACUACCUGUUACACUGAUGGUCAGCUGACUAAGUGAGGAUUACUGUGCUUUUUUUUCCCCUUCAAACAAAAUAAAAGAAUUUGUAUGUUUAGGACAAUUAGUUUUUACUUUUACACGCAACUGCUAUAUAUUUAGCAGGUAUUUCUUCUAUAGUUUUGUUAUGAUUUUGCUCAAGUCUAUGUAUCAAAGUAGAAAAACAAAACUAAUAAAUGGAUUUGAUAUCAUCGUUAUAUCUGUAAAAAUCAAUCAUUAACUUUACCUAUAUAUUGUGUACUUGUGUAAUUCAGAGCAACUUCUGGAAAAAAACGACACAAUUUUAUACGGCUAUUUAUAUAUUUAAGAAUGUCAAAUAAAACCAGGCACUGUGGGUUAGUGCACCCCACUGAAUAUUAGCUGACACCCUCUGCUAAAAGCUUUUUCUUAAGAGUAUGCAUCACAUCAGAGGACGUGUUUGUGCUAUUUUCAAAAUCACUGUCAUCACGGCUACAGUCAGUAAAUGUCCACAAAGUUUGCUGAAAUGUAAAUGUGUCUGACAAACGGUGACACGCGGCUCCAGCUUAAGCUUCAGCUCCAACGACAAGUUACAAGCAAGGACUGUUUCAGUGAAUUCUUUGAUUAAAGGAAAUUAAACUUUAAUGAUUCCCAUGGGGGAAAAUAGGUCACCUUGGCUGCAAAAGGGACUGUACAAACAGCGGAUUAAAGGUUAUGACAAGCAUGUGCACAAAAAAAAGAGAAAAAGAAUGAUACAG
Gambusia affinis (western mosquitofish) is the source of this 6358-nucleotide messenger RNA. RefSeq names its product protocadherin-17-like. The transcript has 4 exons. Gene Ontology annotation, cellular component: plasma membrane. Gene Ontology annotation, molecular function: calcium ion binding. Gene Ontology annotation, biological process: homophilic cell-cell adhesion. The record is from RefSeq and is a predicted model, not a curated record. NCBI's taxonomy places the organism in Eukaryota, Metazoa, Chordata, Actinopteri, Cyprinodontiformes, Poeciliidae. The coding region runs from base 1321 to 4596 and encodes 1091 amino acids.